CUAAGACAACAAACGUCAGCGCAUCGAAAGUCGAAUUCUAGAAAUUCAACAAAAUAAAAACACCUCAGUUUUCUUUCUCGGAAGAAAAGUAAAAUCUUGAUUUUAAAUUUUUCCUUUUCGUUUAUUUUUUCCUUUUGCUUUUUCUUGCUAAAAUCUUGAGGGAGAUUUCUCGUACAGACGACGCAGAGAUGAGUGAGAUCUUGAGAUGUAGAUCGCUUCGUUAUCUGCUGUUUUUCGCUUCUAUUUUUCUACAAUUCCUUUCAGGUUUUUCCGAUGAUUCAAAGAAUUCAAACAGCGGUAAGAAGGCUGAGCCUCAUGCUUCUUCAACCAAGACUGGAACCAAGGUGGUUAUCAUUCUACUUGGGGUUUUAGCACUAUCGUUGUUUUCAUUUUUCCUUUUCAAGCUAUGGCAAAAGAAGAAGAGAGAAGAGCAAUAUGCUCGUCUUUUGAAGCUGUUUGAAGAGGAUGAUGAGCUCGAGGUUGAACUUGGCCUUCGGGAUUGACAUGUUGUAGCAUUAAAGAUUGGGGUCAUGGUAGUUGAGCGGUUUCUUACUGCAGCAGAUAUCAUUUUAGGCUAAAAUGGAGUUUCUUUCUAGGAAUGCACGUUCCUAUGAUGGCAGGAUGUUGAAGAUGUGAAAUGAUCUCCUGUGAGGUCAGAUAGUUUUCAAUCAUAAGCCACUGUAUUUGUAUGAUAUGUUUAAUUGAAAUUCUUUCAUGAAUUUUGGAAUCAUUACCUGUUUAGAGUGCACAGUUGUAACAUUUUUACCAGAUAUUUGAAUAGUCUCUGAUUCGCUGUAUCUAAACACCAACUUAUAUGUAUUUUUUCUAUGAUACUCUGAUCAUUGAAAUGCUAUCACUCUUGAGGAUAA
Carica papaya (papaya) is the source of this 869-nucleotide messenger RNA. RefSeq lists its product as uncharacterized. Lineage: Eukaryota; Viridiplantae; Streptophyta; Magnoliopsida; Brassicales; Caricaceae. The record is from RefSeq and is a predicted model, not a curated record.